Molecule: messenger RNA, 1468 nt
Organism: Tachyglossus aculeatus (Australian echidna)
Lineage: Eukaryota; Metazoa; Chordata; Mammalia; Monotremata; Tachyglossidae
Product: interferon regulatory factor 4-like
Exons: 8
Coding region: 194-1426 (410 amino acids)
Biological process (GO): regulation of transcription by RNA polymerase II; immune system process
Cellular component (GO): nucleus
Molecular function (GO): RNA polymerase II cis-regulatory region sequence-specific DNA binding; DNA-binding transcription factor activity, RNA polymerase II-specific; protein binding
Source: RefSeq, a predicted model, not a curated record
GGGUUUCGGUUUUCUUCCCUCGGUCCUUCUCCUCCAUGCUCGGUCGCCUCUCUCUGCACCCCCAAAAGCCUCCCGCACCCCCAGCCUUCCCUGUGCACCCCCAAACCUCCCCGCACCCCCAGACUUCUCUCUGCACCCCCAAAACCUUCCUGCACCCCCAGACGACGACCCCCUGCUCAUUUUGGGGGUGCUGAUGGCGCAGGGCGGGGGGCCCCUGCGCCUCAAGGCCUGGAUGGUGGCUCAGAUCGACAGCGGCCGCUACCCGGGUCUGCGCUGGGAGGAGGAGGAGGAGGAGGAGGAGGAGGAAGGCGGGGGUCGCCAAGGAAACAAGACCCUAUUCCGUCUCCCUUGGAAACACGCCGCCAAGCAGGGCUAUCGGGUCCAGCAGGAUGCUGCCCUUUUCAGGGCCUGGGCCAUCUACAAGGGCAAAUACCGGGAAGGGGCGGAUAAAGCGGAUCCGUCCACCUGGAAGACGCGUCUCCGCUGCGCCCUCAACAAGAGUGCGGAUUUCCAGGAGGUCCCGGAGAGGAGCCAGCUGGACAUCCCCGACCCCUACAAGGUCUAUCAGAUCGUCUCCGCCGCCCCCCACACUGCGGAGCCGACGAGGGGCGGCCACCCCAAGACCCUCCAUCCGCAAACCACUGAGGUGAAAGAGGACGGGAAAAGUGCGGGGGUCUCUCAACGCGCCUCUGUCCGGCCGGACGCCUUCGCCCCCAGCCCGGCCGCUGACCACGGGUAUCAGCUAAAAGAUGUCUUCAACGGCUGGAGUGCAGUCCCCAGCCCCCUGCCGCACAGGAGCCCAGAAACUUCUCUUCUCAGCCCCAGUGAAGAUAUCGGUAAUUCUGACUGCUGGCUUCACGUUCGCCUCUUCUACCGCAACGUGCUGGCGCGGGAGUGGACGACGCGGACGGCCGAGGGCUGCCGGCUGGCCUCCCGGCCCGAGCCCCCCGCCGACCGCCGGCUCUUCGGCCCGGCCCGGCUGGACCAGGUGGCGUUCCCCCCGCCGCCCCGGCCGCUGGCGGCCCUCCUGGGGAGGCUCCUGCCCCGCUUGGAGGGGGGCGUCCUGCUCUGGGUGGCCCCCGAGGGCGUCUUCGCCAAGCGCCAGUGCCAGGGGCGCGUCUACUGCGAGGGCCCGCUCGCCCCGGACCGCCGGCGCCCCAACAAGCUCGAGCGCGACAGGACCUACAAGCUGCUCGACACCCACGGCUUUCUGGAAGAGCUGAGGGGCUUCCUGAGGAGGGGGGAGCCGACCCCCCGCUACCGGAUCCGCCUGUGCUUCGGAGAGGAGUUCCCCACGCCCCCCGGACAGGACCCCAACAAGCUCAUUAUGGCCCACGUGGAGCCAGUGUUUGCCCGAGAGCUGGUCCUCCGCGCCCAGAGGCUCAGGCCGCCCACCGCUGACCCCGAGGGCGGCCCCCACCCCUGAAUCAUGGGGGGACCCCCCUCCCGCCCCCAAAAUAAAGGCUGU